AUGAUAAACGUUUCAGUGUCAGAGUUCAUGAUCUUAUGCAGCAGUGUACUCCUCAUUUUUUUGUUACUAACCGAAGUUCUCGAUUGGACCCAAUUAUUUCCUUGGGUUGAGAACGAAUGCAACCUUCCUUCGUUCACAUUCGGUUAUGCGGACCGCAAUGGACCUCACAUGUGGAAACUGCAGUAUCCUGACAGCAAUGGCAGCAAUCAGUCGCCAAUCAACAUUACAACACAGCUUGCCGUUGUCGUGCAACCAUCUGAACCUCUUCAAUGGAUUGGCUAUGAUAAAGGGCCAUUAUCGAUGACUAUAAUGAAUAAUGAAAAUAACGUGAUAAUAAAUACAGUGUGGAGCAGUUUGAAUCGACCAUACAUUCAAGGUGGAUGUUUGACUAACAUUUACGACCUCUGCUCUAUGGUGUUUCAUUGGGGCCAAUCGCAUGAGGAAGGCAGCGAGCACACUUUAGAUUAUGUCCGAUACCCUAUGGAACUGCAAGUGUGGCACAUAAAACGAGGCUUUAAUUCACUAUUGGAAGCAAUUGAAGCUAAAGAGAACGACGGCAUAUUGAUCGUUUCGUUCUUUUUUCAGAUUACAAACGCGGACAAUCCUUAUUUGGAUCACAUAGUGACAAAUUUGUGGCGAAUUAUUCAACCGGGAGCAAAGGUAUACGUUCCACCCUUUCCAUUGAUAUGGAUUUUCCCGACUUUCCAGAAGGACUAUUAUACCUAUAGCGGUUCGUUCACUCAACCACCUUGCAGUGAAAUCGUUACGUGGAUCUUGUACCCCGAACCAAUCGCUAUAUCACCGUCUCAAGUCGCUCAAUUUCGGAAACUCUGCUCACCAGAUGGCCCCAUUUUGUUCAAUUGUAGGCCUGUCCAACAAAUCAACGAACGUACCGUAUAUUUUUAUGCAUAG
Molecule: messenger RNA, 912 nt
Organism: Eufriesea mexicana
Lineage: Eukaryota; Metazoa; Arthropoda; Insecta; Hymenoptera; Apidae
Product: carbonic anhydrase 1
Exons: 5
Coding region: 1-912 (303 amino acids)
Cellular component (GO): cytoplasm
Molecular function (GO): zinc ion binding; carbonate dehydratase activity
Source: RefSeq, a predicted model, not a curated record